GUUUUUAUUCCCACUCCCAGUCACAAACGGACCGUGCUGGAAUCAAGACGUGAUCACCGGGGCUAGAAGCGAUUCAUUCGAUCGAUCGGAACCGAGACUUUGACUCACACCCAUACACAUACUCGCGGCGUUCGAAAAAAAAAAUAACAACCAAUAUAUAGUACAAUACAAUUUUUUAGAAGAUUAAUUCCGAGCAUCGGCGAUCUAUAUACACAUACACCCGGUCGAGCGGGUCAAGAGGUCUAGCCAGAUAGAAAGGGAGAUCUGUGGGCGCCGGGAAGCCGGGGAGAGUGCACUAGAAGCGGAGGAGGAGCAGCUCCAGCCCUCCACAUAUCCCAGGCGAUUAGAUCCAACCGAGUCGAACCCAAAGUGCUGUGCGUGCUGGUGCCGUGUGUGUUUGUUUGAACCAAGAGCUGUGGCAGUGCCGCUUUGAAAUCCGAUGCCAGCGGCGGUUCAGGGAAUCCACGGAAUCGAGAUCGAAAACAUAAACGAAAAGGCAAUCCUGCUGGAAAACCGAGCUGCGAUGGAAACCCCCGCACGCACACAUAUGUGCGCCGUCUAGUGGGUAAUUUCCCGAGCGUUUUCCGAGCUGCCUGCUCGAACAGUUACUAAUCCGCCGCCCGAGCGCAAGCAACGCGUCCUGACAUCGUCCGGAAAAACAGUGAAUCUUGGUGCCUUGUGAAACGGAAAAUCUCAGAAAUACCGAAAACAUAUUUAUAUAUAUUUGCCGUGCCAAAGAAUUGUGAAAUCAAACAUCGAGAACCAAGUUUACCCCAGUGCUUGAGUGGUCGCCAAAAUGACGUCCCUCGUGUACACCGUCUUCCACCUGGCCUCGCUCCAGUGCUCGGUGCGUCCGGAGAUCUCGCCCUGCACUUGCGAGACGGGCAAGGCCUGGAACCAUGUGGAGCUCAACUGUGAAAAGCUGGAGUCUUUUAAUGCCGUGGUGGACAGCCUGGCCAAUAAGCUCAACCCGGACACGAAAAUCGACCUGAAGAUCACGCAUUCGCAGCUGGACGACAUGGAAAUGCGCUCGUUUACGGAUAUGAACUUUAACUUGUACAAGCUAAGGAUGCAAUGGAAUGGACUUAGAUCGCUGCCCGAGCUGCCGUUCCGCGGGUUAUCGAAUGUCACCUACCUAAGCAUCGGCGACAACGAACUCGACGAGAUCCCGAAGCACGCCCUGAGCCACAUGCCGAGCCUGCUCACGCUGGACAUCGGACGCUGCAACAUACGGGCGGUGCAGCAGGAGGACUUUCGGGGCAUCCAGCUGGUGACGAACCUGAUCCUGCCGAGCAAUAACAUAACGCGCUUGGACCGAGGCUCCUUCCCCCUAAGCCUGCUUAUCCUGCAUCUGGGGCGGAAUCGAAUAGAGUCGCUCAAUGGCUCCCUGCACGAUCUCAGUCAGCUGCAGUCGUUGUUUAUCAAUGCGAACAACAUCAGCGACCUGGAUGGGGAGCUGCCGGAUGGGAGCAAGUUGCGCCUGCUGAUGGCCCACAACAACCGACUGGAGCGACUACCGGCUAACAUGGCUGGGAUGCACAACCUGGAGACCAUGCACGUUCACUUCAACCGACUGCGCUCCUUCGAUCGUGUCCUGCGCAAUGCCGUCAAUCUGUCCGAGGUGCUGGCCGAGAACAACGAGCUGGAGUACCUGGCCCGGGAUGAGUUUGCCUCCUGUGACAAGGUGGAGAACCUGCAGCUCGGCUGUAAUCACAUUCGCUCGCUCAACUCGUCGCUGCUGCCAAUCACCAAGCUGAAAUUUGCCAACUUUUCGUUUAACGACAUUGAGGAGUUCUCCAUGGCGGAGCUGCAUGGCCUGCGCUCUCUGAGGACCCUCAGUCUGUCCAGCAAUCGCAUCGAGCGGCUUUUACCCGAUCCGCGGGGUGUGCAGGAGCUGAUUUUGCUCGAACUGCAGCUGGACAACAAUAGAAUCGACUCUCUGAACGGAGCUCUGGCGGGUCUGGGCAACCUCCGCAUUCUCAGCCUGGCCGAGAAUCGUUUGGAGCACCUCCAGGUGGGCGACUUUGAUGGCAUGCAGCGCCUGGAGAUCCUCGACCUGACCGGCAAUCAGCUGGCGGAGCUCAAGCCCAUGGAAACGACCUUGUUGCCAAACCUUAAGAUCCUCAAGGUGGCUUACAACAAUAUCACCAAACUGGAGCAGGACUUCAAGGGUUUGCCUGUCCUCUGCCAGGCCAAUUUAACCAAUAACCAGAUAUCGACCAUAUCGAGCGAACUGGUCACCAACACGCGCUGCAAAAAUCACAAUGUUCCCGGCAAGCUGGAGAUACAUCUAGAUGACAAUCCCAUCAUGUGUGAUGUGCGCCUGAACGAACUGUGCCGCUUGAUGGCCGUCCAGGAGGCCCGUAUUCGUGGCCGCUCGCAGUGCUUCGAGAACGACCAGGAGGUUUGCACCGUCCUGCCCAUGCUCUACAAGGUGGACCUGCCUCUUAUGGUGACCAAUAUAAAGCUGGUUCCCUCGCUGCUCAAGGGCAAUGAGGAGCUGCUGCCCCCCCUCAUCGCCACGCUUGGCCAGCCGCUCAUCAAUCCGGUGAUCAUUGGCACGGCUAUAGUUCCACCUCUGCCGCCGGCACUGCUGCUGACCACUACUACGCCUCCGCCGCCUCUGCCGCUACCCGUGGCGCCGGAAGUGGAAAAGAAUGAGUCUACCACAGCUACUCCUGUUACGACAAGCAGCUCCACCACAGAGGAGUCAACGACAACUUCUUCUACGACCACGACUACGGCCAGCAGUCAGGUGGCUUUGGAUCCCACAGAAGUAGUUAUCACAACCACGGCUCCUACAACCACCUCCACCAGCACCACGACUCCGAAGCCCAACGAAACGCUGCCCGUGAUUGUGGAACUGCAAGAGGCCGAUUUGGCCUCUCCAACCCUCAACGACACGGCCAAUGCAGAGGCUGGCGGAGAUCAGGUGCUUAAGGAGGACUCAGCGGUGGUGGUGCCACCGCCCGGUCUGGAGGAUCCGCUGCAGCACGAGCGAGAGAGGGAGCGCGAGAGGGAGAGGCAGCUGGAGCUAGAGCGGGAUCUCGACCACGAGGCGGUGGCCAAGACCGAGUAUGAGACGGUCGAGUAUAUCCCCAAUCUGGUGCAGCCGCCGGUGGUUGACGGUAACGAUGCGCUGACACCACCGCCCAGCAAGGCGAACGCCCUGGAGGAGGACUCCGAUGCGCAGUCCAACUCUGUGCACGCAGAGUACCCGCAUGCGGCGCAGAGCCUCCAGAUACCCGAAGAGCCGCCGGAGGAGUGAGGCAGCCGGGUGUAGGUACCGCGGGGGAUUCCCCAAAACAUUAUUUUACUGUAAAGCGCAGCGCAGGAGGAAGCAGGCGGCGGCAGGUGGCAGAGGAGCGAGAUUGGGGCGGAGCAGCAUGCAAACGGCGGGCGGAGCGAGAUUCGGAUUUGUAUGUCUUAAGUUAACUUAGUUCUUAUGUUUUAUUUAAGCCAUCGCUAAAUCGAACAGUUUGUCGGACGCUUUUUUGUUGACUAUUGUUUCGUCGAUUUUUAUUUCGAAAAUUCGAUUAUGAUUUCGGGGGUUCGACCGCACUGGAGGAGGGGGAGUACAUCGAUAUGACCCUGGACCGACGAACGAACAGAGGACCGUCUUAUGAUUUAAGCUUAUUUGUUGGGGGCUCAAUUUCGCGUAUGUAUGUAUGUGUUUUGGCGUUGGUCAACGGGCGUCUUUUGGUUUUCAAUCUCACGGCAACAAAAAUUAAACAAACUUAUGAUUUUACAAUCCUUUGGAAAGAUAUAAGCCCUUCAAGAAAAGUCGUGGAAUUAACCAGGCAAACUUUUAAAAUUUCUGAUCAUUUAAUUUGUGUCUGAAACGUUUUAUUGCAUACUUUUCACACAUUUUAAACUGAUUUUAGGACCUAAAAGCAAAUUUCUAUAUUGUUUCUUAAUUUAAAAACUAAAAUAACAUUUAAAAACCCUUUGAGAUACAUUCGUAAGAUGGAAAGCCGAAAAACGACCUGAUAGAUACCGGAUGGAGGUGGCGCCGGUGGCGAUAUCGAAUAUGCAACUUGCAUCUAUAUUUAAUAUCUGUAUACACGUAUAUAGUACUUAGAGUUAAUCGAAGGCAAAAAACAACAAAUCGCAUCGAGCUAAUGUUAAUAAUACACACACGACUCACACACACUCAAAAGAACACACACACACACCAAGAAAACGUAGUGCACACUGGCACAAACUGAAUACACACGAGAAAAAAAAAGAGGAAAAAAUAUUGUUAUCAAUUUCGUUAACAAAAUGAGAAAAUAGAUUUUAGCGUGUAAUUAUAUGAAAAUGAAAAUGGUAUU
This is a messenger RNA of Drosophila kikkawai, 4313 nucleotides long. It is a transcript of the gene ltl, whose product is annotated as larval translucida. NCBI's taxonomy places the organism in Eukaryota, Metazoa, Arthropoda, Insecta, Diptera, Drosophilidae. Gene Ontology annotation, molecular function: protein binding. The record is from RefSeq and is a predicted model, not a curated record. Gene Ontology annotation, cellular component: extracellular matrix.